Thunnus maccoyii (southern bluefin tuna) is the source of this 1587-nucleotide messenger RNA. RefSeq names its product methionine sulfoxide reductase B1b (gene msrb1b). NCBI's taxonomy places the organism in Eukaryota, Metazoa, Chordata, Actinopteri, Scombriformes, Scombridae. The record is from RefSeq and is a predicted model, not a curated record. The transcript is spliced from 4 exons. Gene Ontology annotation, molecular function: peptide-methionine (R)-S-oxide reductase activity.
UUCAGGGUAACAGCAGUGGGCGGAGCUCCUGUUAAAUCUCCAGCCGGGAGAGAUCACCUCACGCCAGAGAAAGAAAACAAGAGACUGCUCCAGAGAGCCCUGUCCUGUGAUCUAACGCAGCCGUUUGAAGAAACAUUGAGCCAGAUUAAAGAUUUAUUCUGCUGCAGCUCGUCAGUGCAGACGCCAAAGCAUGUCUUUUUGUCAGUUUGUUGGCGGUGAGAUCUACAAGGAUCAUUUCAAACCAGGUAUGUAUGUAUGCUCCAAGUGUAACCAUCCACUGUUCUCCAGUCGCUCCAAGUUCGCCCACUCGUCUCCCUGGCCUGCUUUUACCAACACCAUCAGAGAGGACAGCGUCACCAAGAUGAUGGAGACUCUCACCGCUUUCAAGGUUCUUUGUGGCAAGUGCGGCAACGGGCUGGGUCACGAGUUUGUGAAUGACGGCCCAGAAGAGGGAGUGUCACGUUUUUGAAUAUUCAGUCACUCGCUCAAGUUUGUCCCCAACAAAGGCAAGGAUAAGCAAUAAAGAGCGAGGUAGGACUUAUCACUCCAGCUGCUGUAUCUGCUGCUCAGUCCAGGACCAGUGAACAGGUCGGAGUCAAUUGGUGACGUGGACAGGGGAAAGUCCUGAGAAGGACAUCCUGUCCACUGAUGUAUCUCUGACCAGCCUGUGACACAGGGACAGGGCCAUACAUGUGCAAAUAUUCCUUUACAGAAAUGUCACAUUCCUUAAAUACCUCAUAUUUAAGUACUUAUUAACUCCAAGUUUUAAAUAAAUAUAUUUGCAGAUACAUCUUAUUUUAGCUAGAAAUGAAAUUUUUGAGUUAUAGAAAGAUGCAUAGUUUAAUGUUUUUGUUAAGCAACUACUCACCAGUCCUUUCUGACAUCUUAUUCACUACCUGUGUGAAUUUACGUUAUAGCUACUGAGUCAUUUACUCCACAGUAUUGAAACUAGUUGUGUCAGACUUUAACAAUACUAUCUAUGCAUUGAUGAAGUCCACAUUUCUAGUAAGUCUGCACAUUUGGUAUCUGUUUUCUAUGUUUAUUUUCAGACUAUACAAUAGCAAAGAAACUGUUAAGCAGCUGUAUGAAUCAGCUACAUUUUUCUUCCUACUUGUCAUGUACUGUAAGCUGGUUUACUUGAACAGAUUGAUUUCAUUUAUUGAGCUUUUUCGCCUGUGCAAAAGUAAUUCUUUUACGAAAUACUGUGUGCAUUUACAUUUCCUAAAUUUAACUUAAACAGUUUGAUUUAUCCUUCUUUGCUACAUUUUAUUAAUGCUUAUAUGAAGGAACUAACAAUAAAAAUAUAGUUUGAUAGAUUUUUUUCUUGUGCUUUAUUUAUGAAUUUUCAGACAGGCAAAGGAACCGAUGUUUCCUAGAUUGACCUCUAGAUGGAGUUAGACCCUGCUAGAUCACACUCACAUCCUCUACAGUAGUAUAGAAUCCUCAGUAUAGUCUGAUGUAUAAAAAAAUAUGUGAUACUCUGUCCUUGAAUAUGGUGCACUGUCUGCUGUCGUGUAGACACUUGCUUGAUAUGAGCACAGAGUGUAUGUGUUUGUUUUCUUCCAUUAAAUUUGUGUAUUUUGUUAA